This is a messenger RNA of Tachysurus vachellii, 2079 nucleotides long. RefSeq names its product kelch domain containing 4 (gene klhdc4). The coding region runs from base 219 to 1970 and encodes 583 amino acids. The record is from RefSeq and is a predicted model, not a curated record. The transcript is spliced from 12 exons. NCBI's taxonomy places the organism in Eukaryota, Metazoa, Chordata, Actinopteri, Siluriformes, Bagridae. Gene Ontology annotation, molecular function: protein binding.
UCUGGUUGAAUCUUUGUGCGUUUGUUUAUUAUACAGUAAACAAUAUAAGUGCAUUAAAUUUUGUAAUUAUGUCUGUGUUUGAUGUUUUUUUUUUUAGUAAUCUGUCAUAGCAGAAUCUGAGUCAAAGAAGAAUAACCACCACCGAAGAAAACGCUGUUUCCGGAAAUAGUCCAUGUGGAUGUUUUUAGUGCGAAUUUUUGUCUGUUAAAAAGAUAAAAAUGGGCAAAAAGGGAAAAAAGGACAAGAAGGUAAAGGGAGCAGAAAAGACGGCAGCAAAAAUGGAGAAAAAGGUUUCAAAGAGAUCGAAAAAAGAAGAGGAGGAUCUCGAGACUCUAAUCGCCGAGUUUCAGUUACUGGAUGCGAAGAAAACGCAGGUUGUGGAGACCGUGUGUCCUCCUCCGUCUCCGAGGCUGAACGCAUCUCUGAGCGCACAUCCUGAAAAAGACGAGCUCAUUCUGUUUGGUGGAGAAUUCUUCAACGGGAAAAAGACCUUCCUGUACAACGACCUGUUCUUCUACAACAUAAAGAAGAAUUCAUGGGUAAAAUCCGACAUCCCGAACCCUCCUCCACGCCGCUGCGCUCACCAGGCGGUGGUGGUGCCCCAGGCAGGGGGUCAGUUGUGGGUGUUUGGAGGCGAGUUUGCGUCCCCUAAUGGAGAACAGUUCUAUCACUACAAAGACCUGUGGGUUCUUCACCUCAACACACAAACCUGGGAACAGAUCAAAGCUCCUGGCGCCCCCUCUGGCAGAAGUGGACAUCGCAUGGUGCUGUGUAAAAGGCAGCUCAUUGUGUUUGGUGGAUUUCACGAGAGCAUCAGGGAUUAUAUUUACUAUAACGAUGUUCACUCAUUUAACCUGGACACCUUCACCUGGUCCCGAUUGGCCCUGUCUGGCUCCGCCCCCUCACCACGCUCCGCCUGUCAGAUGACCGCCACGCCCGACUCCGGAGGUGUCAUCAUCUACGGAGGCUACUCUAAAUCUAGAGCCAAGAAGGAUGUGGAUAAAGGGACGAUCCACUCAGACAUGUUUCUGAUGAAGAAAGAGGAGCAAGAGAAGUGGUCAUGGAGUCGCGUGAACCCUUCAGGUGUCAAGCCUCCUCCUCGCUCAGGUUUCUCUCUGGCUGUGGGGCCGGUGGGACGAGCCAUCCUCUUUGGAGGAGUGCGUGAUGAGGAAGACGAGGAGACGCUGGAGGGAGAUUUCUUUAAUGAUCUUUACCUGUACGACAUUAACAAGAACCGCUGGUUCCCAGGACAACUCAAGGGGAACAAGUCGGAGAAGAAAAAGCGGCGGCGAGGGAAGAAAGCGGGAGAAGAUGGAGGACCGGAGAACGAAGCGAAGCAGGAGAGCGGCGAAGAAGCAGAACAACCGAAGGAAAUUGUGAAGGAGAUCGUCACUGAGGACGGAACGGUGAUGACCAUAAAACAGGCGAUCCCCGCGGCUCAAGAGAGCGAGGACGAGGACGAGGACGAGGAGGAUGAGGAAGAGGAGGCUCGUUUGGUGGAGCCGUCCCCGAGGUCGAACGCCAUGGCAGCAGUAAAACACGGGAAGCUGUAUUUGUACGGAGGCAUGUUCGAGGUGGGAGACCGUCAGUUCACCCUGAACGACCUGUACUGCCUCGACCUGCAUAAGAUGGACCAGUGGGAGGAGCUGGUGGAGAUGGACCCCAAAACUCAAGAGUGGCUCGAAGAAUCGGAAUCAGAAGAUGACGGUGAGGAAGAGGAAGGAAAAGCAGGUGAAGAUGAGGAGGAAGAGUCCACUGAGGAGGAGGAGGAGGAGGAGGAGAGUGAUGAUGAAGGUGAGGAUGAACAUCCCCCUGUAAAGUCCGACGAGAGCGUGAGCGAGUAUCAGAGUCGGACCGAGGCGUACUGGCAGCGACUGGCUCGAACCAACAUGGGCCCCGACGCCAAGGACAAGAAAGUCAACAAGGUGGGGCUCGCCAUGGCCAAGGUGUUCUAUGAGGAGCAAGCAUAGCAGAGGCUGUUUAUAGUGUGUGUGUGUGUGUGUGUGUACAGUUAUAAAUGUUAUAAAUUCUCUUUGACAUAUACGAGGAUUUCUGCUCAAUAAAACAUCUCUAUUCUUC